ACAAAUCUAUAGUUUAGGAGUUAAAUUAUUUUUUUUCUUUGUAUACAUGAAUCUUUGCUGGUUACAAACAGUUAUUCCUUAACAAGAAAGAAAAGCAAAAGGGGUAAGUAGCACUUUUGUUAAUUUUGACAGAACAAAUCACUGUAGUAGAUCCAGACAAUUUAACCAAGCAGUAGACACUGAAGUGUUUCCUCCUUUUUCUUUAUUGCUAAUGAUAGGCUAAACCCAGCACUUUAUUGACAUCCUCUCCCUUUCUUAUUCUACAUUCUUGGCACUAUAUUUUCCCAGCUGGGUUUCAUAAUAGAGUGAAAAAGAUUGAAUCUUUAGCCAUGAAUGAUCCUUACAGAUCUAAACCCAGUAGCGGGCGAACAAAUUUUGCUUCAUGUAUUUGUGCCACUGUCUUCUUGAUCUUUCUUAUUGCAGGCAUUGUUGUCGCUUACUUCUUCCUCUUCAAACCCAAAACUCCCAAAAUCGCCGUUGAGGCAGUUCGAUUCCCUACUUUCUCUGUUACCAACGGUACUGUUAACUUCACCUUCUUCCAGUACGUCUCCGUCACAAACCCAAAUCGGGAUGAGUUUACUCACUAUGACAGUUCGCUUCAGCUCAGUUACUCAGGGGAGCCGGUGGGUCUUGUUUUUAUUCCCGCCGGGAAGAUCGACGGUGGUAGGACCCAGCAUAUGUCGGCGAAAUUUGAUGUUCAGUCUUACCCACUUCCAGCCAAGCUGAAAGCUGAUGUCUCCGGCGGGAUGAUUCCGACGACGGCGGUGAACGGCUUUGAAGCGGGGGGACCCACAAUGGAGGUGGAAACGAGGAUGAAGUUGGUGGGGAGAGUUAGGGUAUUGAAAGUGUUUACACAUAGGGUGGACAGUGGAGUGAAAUGUGGAGUGAUGAUUCAAGUCAGUAGUGGCUCUGUUUUAGGCGUCCGUUGCUGAUGAUGAAGAAUGGCAAUUUGCAGUAUGUAGAAUUAGGUGAAUGGGAAGUGCAGAAAUUGAUGAAGAUUGUUUUUGUGCUUUGGCUUAUUAUGUGUAUAUGAACAUAUUAUUGAAUUUGUCCAAUUGCAAGAUGUUUUCUUUUGUGAGCAUAAAGACGAUUCCUUUUUGCCCAUUUCCA
Messenger RNA from Solanum pennellii, 1110 nucleotides. RefSeq lists its product as uncharacterized. Lineage: Eukaryota; Viridiplantae; Streptophyta; Magnoliopsida; Solanales; Solanaceae. The record is from RefSeq and is a predicted model, not a curated record. The coding region runs from base 330 to 932 and encodes 200 amino acids. The transcript has a single exon.